AUGGCUAGCUCUACCGUGCAAUGGCUCUUAAAUUCAUUUAAUAUUUGUGUUAUUAGAGAUAAUUUUUUGAAAAUGGAUGUCGAUUCUUCAUCAAUAUUAUCAAAUAGUGAUUUACAAUAUUUUUUAACUGAAAUUCGUUCAAGUCUAGAUGAUAGUAGUCAAAUAAAUGAAAUAACUCGUGCUCAUUCUUGGUUAUUAACAACAAUUUCAAUUUAUGGGGAUAAUUUACAAAUAUUAAUUGAAUUUUAUCGUCUGUUUCGUGAUAAACAAUGUUAUGUUUUACUCAAAUUUAUCAUUGAAUAUAUGUUAGGGAAAUUUCCACAAAUAAAUGAUCGAUAUUUAUUUAAUGAAUUCAAACAACUCUUCAGUUAUGUUUUAACCAAUCAAAAUUCUAUAGAAAGCCGUAGUAGUCAUAAUUCAACGAAAAUAUGUUCUCCCUCCACCUCAUUUUCUUAUUUAAAACUAUACCAGUUACUAUCUUGUCAAACUCGUGACAAUAUUUGUCUAGAAUUAAUUCAUAAAUAUUAUGAUGAGCUCGAACAUCAAUUAAAUAAAUGGGCAUGGCCAUCAUCAUCGACAACUAUUACACCAAUUCUCAUUUUAUCUACUGAUUUUGAUAAAUUUACUAAUAAAAUUCUCACAUGUUUAAGACUAACAUGUCUGAAUUAUGAUCAAACAUCACUCAAAUAUUUGGUUAAGAUGUUACAAUUAGUUUUACAAGGAGAACAACAGUGUAAAUAUUCAACAACAUUAAACAUUUUAAGAUAUUUAUUUGUUAAACAAUUAUUACCAGUUUUAUUCUCUUCUUCUCCAUCAAAACAAUCAAAACAACAAUAUAAUAUCCCAUCUCAUACGAUUCAUGAUUGGUUAUUAUAUGUUAUUGAAUUUUAUACCGAAUAUUCAACAUUUUGUUCUAUAAAUAGAGAAGAGAAUAAUGAUGAAACAUACUUGAAUGUUAAGUUACAAGGAUCAGAUACGAUGACAUUUUAUUGUGAUGAACCAUUCGAACAAAUUAAUGAUUUAUUACAUUCAGCUAUUUUACAAGCAGAUUGGUCACAAUAUUCUCCACAGACAACAACUAAAAAAUCAGAUAACUCAUCGUCUAUUUUCAAUUAUCAUAGUCAAUUAAUUCGUUUAUCAACAAUGUGUGAAAAAGAUGUUCGUUCACCUCUAGCGUGUCCAUUGUCAUGUUAUCUAUUAUGUACAAGUUUUCCUUUAUACGUCUAUUCUACAUUAGAAUUGUCAAAAUCCGUUGAACAAAAACAAGAUUAUUACAUGUUCUUACGUGCUGUUAAAUUAUCAAAUCAGAAUAAAAAUAAUCAUUAUGCAAGAAAACAGAUUAAAUCGUCAUCAUUAGCGACAAAUUAUUUGAAUAAAUUUGUUAAUUGUUUUCUUUUAUAUUCAACAUGCUUAGAUUUAAUACAAUCAAAAUCAUCGUUUCAACAACAAUAUUUAAAUUUAAUCAAUAAAAUUCAACUUUAUAAAUGUAAAAACUAUCAAAUAUUAUUUAAAUUAUAUCAGUAUUUUUCUAUUGAAAAAAAAUUUAGUCAGAUUGUUGAUGAGUCAGAGAGUAUAACAGCAAUAGGCGAACAUAAUAUACCGAUUCAAGAUACGCCAUCGAGUCCAACUAGUACUGAAUCUGUCUCAACAGCACCACCAUCAUUAUCAUUAUCAUCUUCAUCUCCUUUAAAAGUCGUUGAUUUGGAUGAAUUAAUUCAGAAAUAUGAAGAUGAUAUAAUAAAAUUACGCAAUUUACCAUCGCAAUAUAUUCACUCAACGUUACAAUUAUGUUCGUUAUAUUUAAUUUUACGUCAUCAAAAACGUAAGACUAUAACAUUAGCAAUUGAUACUUUGAUUUAUGUUCAACAAUAUUUUCAUUCAAAAUCACAUGUAACAAUUCAGAAACAAAUUGUUUAUCCACUAUUAUCCGGUACAUCGUUAAACGAAGAAAAUAAUCCUACCGAUAAUCAUUAUUAUUUUAUAAAUCAGACUUAUGAAACAUGUUUUGUUUAUUUAUUACAAAUUAUUUGCACAUGUUUUUUCUCUUACAAAGAUAACGAUUAUUUAUCAAAUGAACAUACGUAUCUUGGUCAUUGUCUUGUACUGUUACAGUACUACAGUAUUAAAAAAGAAGCUAUACACGAGAAAGAUGACGAUUAUGAAUAUCGUUCAAUGAUAAAUGAUUUAAUGUUAAAAAUUCAACAUCAUCAAACGUUGGAAUAUCCCAAACUAUUUUCUUAUAUUUAUGAUCGUUCGCUACUAGGUGAAUUAUUAAAUUUUGUUCAAAAAUAUCCGUUGAUAAUGAAUCGUCAACAAGGACAAGUAGCAUCACAACGUGUAUGGUCAUUAUUUGAUAAUAGUAAUACAAAUAAUAUUAAAACAAUGGGAGUAAAAAAGAGAAAAUUAGAUGAUGACGAUGUAGAAGAGUUGGUAACGUAUAAUGAUGAACAAUUUAUCGAUCAUUUAAUUCAACAUGUAUCGAAUAUGACUAAUUUAAACUUAGAUCAAAAAUUAAAUUUAUUAUACAAAUUUAUUAUCAGUGAGCGAAAAACACUUCAGGAAUAUUAUCGAAUGCAUAAAUUUCAGUUCAUAAAAUCAUCUAGUUGUCCAAUAUUAACUUCUGCUUCUAUCAACAUGAGCCAACAAAUUCAAACAGCAUCGACUUCGUUGAAACGCCGAUACGAUGACGAUGAAAAUGAUGAGAAUGAUUCUUCACCAAUACAACGUCCAUCUUCCUCAGCGAUAAAACGACCUCGUCUAAUUUCCACAUCAUCUGAAUCAUCGAAGAAUUUAAAUGUCGAAGAAAAUGAUGCUGUGAAUCGUUGGCUAAAUAAUUCGAUUGAAGAAUUAACUCUACGAAUUCCUUAUGAUUGUAUGGGCUCAUUUUAUUUGGGUUUAACUGAAAUCGAAGUGGUGGAAAAUGAUUUAAAGACCUUGUCUGUCUUGUUGAUUACACCCUUACAAGAAUUGGAUUAUAUUCGUGUUUUUCAACGUUUACAAGCCAUUAAUGCCUUUCUCUGUCUUUGUGAUAAUUUUCAUGGAAUUAAAGAGAGGUGUAAACAAUUAAUUCAGUUGGUUGGAAAAGCGUGGUUUACAAUUCUGAAACUGUUACUACCAUCAAGUUUAUUUCCACUGAAUAAUAAUGAAGUUACAAAACCACUAAUACUAACAUGUGAUGAUGUGAAAAAAUUAUGGUUUAUUCGACAAAACAUUCCACACUUUUCAUCCAUCUUAAAAGCCUGUGCUUUUCAAGGUGAAUUUAUUACCCAGAAUGGUACACGUUAUAGUCAAUAUCCUGUUGUAUUAACAUAUAUUCGUACAAUCUGGCUAUUAUUAAAAAAAGAUCUCUUUAAACGACAACUUCGCCCGUUAUUAAACACGACAAAUUUGAUGUCAGUGGAACGUGUUGAUAAUUUUCAAAUUGCUGAUAAACGUAUUCAGAUGUAUGUUUAUUUUUUGUCACAAUUUUUCCAAUUUUCAACACUAGAAGCAGAAGUACAACAAGAACAAAUAAAAGACUAUAAUUUUAUAUCUGAAUUCGAAAAAUAUCGCAAUUUGAACGAUAUCGAUAGUGAAAAAUAUAUCGUUAGUGAUAUGCAGCAGUGGAAAUAUGAACAAAUAUAUAAAAAGUACAGUAAUCAUUGUCAUUGUACUCAAACUUCUCCGUGUGCAGUUAAUAUAAAAGAAAAAACAGACGGGAUUAAUUUGUUAUUUAGUGAAAUAGAUAAUUAA
This is a messenger RNA of Didymodactylos carnosus, 3732 nucleotides long. NCBI's taxonomy places the organism in Eukaryota, Metazoa, Rotifera, Eurotatoria, Philodinida, Philodinidae. The record is from the annotation of a GenBank genome assembly.